GAGCAGAGGUGGGUGGGCCAAAUUACGGGCUGGCCAUGGGAAGAAUUACUGUGGAGGGCCAAGGCAGGGCAGUGGAUAAGCAUGGCCCAGGCGUUAGGAGACAGACCGCGGGGUGUCAGCGGGCACACUUGCUGUCCCAUAACCCUUCGAGCUGGUUAUUACUAUCCCCGUACCACUAAAUGAGGAUUCAGAGGCUGGUUGGCAAAAAGUCCACAGCUAAUAGACAAUGGAAGAGAAGCGAAGGGAAGGAAUUAGGGAAGGGGAAGGAGAUGAAGAGUGAUGAGGGAGGCAAUGAGAAGACAAUGGGAGGGGUCAGUGAGAUAGACUUGCCUACUUGCUGCACGGUUUUGGUGGGGACCAGCCGUACCUAUAGAAAAACAAAAUGUAGGCCAUUUAUUAGAGGUUCCAGAAGCCCUCUCUUUAAAGCAGUUGGUGGACUUGUUUUACUUCCCUCUCUUCUUGCCAGAGUGGUUACCAAGAGAGGUGAAUUUUCUGUUAUGCCAUCUAACACAGCCCUUUGUCCGGCUGCCUCUCCUUGCGGCUCUUCACAUACUUUGCAUUCAUUCGUUCGUCGCUCUGAGAUUUCUUGAGCGCUUGCUGCCCAUCACUGGGAAGGAACGAGAAAGUCCUGUGCCUGCGGACGCCCGUUGUCUGGGCCUGGAGGAGAUCAGUACAUGCACAAGCUCCAACACCAGCAUGUGAUGCGUGGGAGGUACAACGACUCCCUCCUUGAGGAGGGCAAGAUGAUGCACAGGCUGAGACAUAAUCGGGUGGUGAAGCUCCUGGGCGUCAUCAUGGAAGAAGGGAGCUACUCCCUGGUGAUGGAGUACAUGGAAAAGGGCAACCUGAUGCACGUUCUGAAGGCGGAGGUCAGAAUCCCCCUUUCUGUAAAAGGAAGGAUAAUUAUGGAGACCAUUGAAGGGAUGUGCUACUUACAUGGACAAGGCGUAAUACACAAGGACCUAAAGCCUGAAAAUAUCCUCGUUGAUGAUGACUUUCACAUUAAGAUAGCUGAUCUUGGCGUUGCUUCCUUUAAGAUGUGGAGUAAACUGACUAAAGAGGAACAUAAUGAGCAGAGGAAAUUGAAUAGUGUCUCUAAGAAAAAUGGCGGAACCCUUUGCUACAUGGCCCCUGAGCAUCUGAAUGACAUCAAUGCAAAGCCCUCGGAGAAGUCAGAUGUGUACAGCUUUGGCAUAGUACUUUGGGCAAUAUUUGCUAAUAAGGAGCCCUAUGAAAAUGCUAUCUGUGAACAGCAGUUGAUAAUGUGCAUUAAAUCUGGGAACAGGCCAAAUGUGGAAGACAUCCUUGAGUACUGCCCAAUGGAGAUUAUCAGCAUCAUGAAGCAAUGCUGGGAGGCGAAACCAGAAGUUCGGCCAACAUUUACUGGCAUUGAAGAAAAAUUUAGGCCCUUUUAUGUAGUUCAAUUAGAAGAAAAUGUAGAAGACGAUGUGACAAGUUUAAAGAAAGAGUAUCCAGACCCAGCCCAAAAUUUAAUUGUGAAGAGAAUGCAUUCUCUCCAGAUUGACUGUACAGCAAUACCUCCAAGCAGGUCAAAUUCAGCCCCAGAACAGCCCAGCUCGCUGCACAGUUCCCAGGGACUUGGGAUAGGUCCCGUGGAGGAGUCCUGGUUUGGUCCCUCCCUAGAGAACCAGCAGGAGGAGAAUCAGCUCAGCUUGCAGAGUAAACUCCAGGAGGAAGCCAACUACCAUCUUUUUGGCAGCCGCAUGGACAGGCAGACAAAACCGCUCAGACAGAAUGUGGCUUAUAAUAGAGAGGAGGAAAGGAGACGAAGGGUCUCCCAUGACCCUUUUGCACAGCAGAGACCUUACGAGAAUGUUCAGAACCCAGGAGUAAAAGGCCUUCCUUAUUCUAGUGCAACCAGUCCUGGUAAUGCACUACACCAACCCACAGGGCUAACCAGCCAACCCCAAGUACUAUACUGGAACAAUGGACUGUACAAUCCAUUCCCUUUUGGAACAAGACCACAGGAUCUGGGAACAGCAGGUUCAAGAGUUUGGUAUGGGCCAAAUCCAAGCCAUAUGCCAAGCGUGCAUAAAACUCCAGUGCCUGAGACCAACCUACUGGGAAAUACACCCACCCUUCCAUUCAUCUCCGUCCUAUCAAGAGAUGAGUCUGCAAAAUGUACCAUAUACAACAGUGCUGGCAUUCAGGUUGGAGACCAAAAUUAUAUGGAGAUUAGUGGAAUGAGUUCAGUGCUACCAGACAUGAACUUGAAAGAGCCAGCUUCUAAGUACCAAGAUAUCUUUGAAAAUAUCACUAGUCUGACUGAUAAACAUCUGAACCCAGUCAGGGAAAAUCUGGGGAAGCAAUGGAAAAACUGUGCCCGUAAGCUGGGCUUCACUGAACCUCAGAUUGAGGAAAUUGACCAUGACUAUGAGCGCGAUGGACUAAAAGAAAAGGUUUACCAGAUGCUCCAAAAGUGGCUGAUGAGGGAAGGCAAUAAGGGGGCCACGGUGGGAAAGCUGGCCUAUGCGCUCUACCAGUGUUCAAGAAUAGACCUCCUGAACGAUUUGGUACAUAUCAGCCAGAGCUAACUCCAGAAGGGGCUUUGGCAGCAUGAGGUAAUCUCCUCACCUAGUAAGUAACCCGCUGGAAGUGUGCUCCCUCGGAUCCUUCAGAAUUCUCUCCUCACUGAUACAGGUUCUCUGCAUAAAAAUCUCCCGCAUUCCAUAGCUGGAGCAUGGGAAAGAAAUCUACAGCGAACAACCUACGAACCAGGAAGACCUAUUAAUGGCUGAGACCCACUCCAAAAAGAAGCCUAACUGGGUUUUGAAAGGGAGAGAUACUUGAGGAAGAUAAUUUUCUUUCAGUUCAUUCCGUAACCUUCCGCAAUGACAUUCAUUUCAUUUCCUGGAGUUUUGUUUCAGCAAGAGAAAAAAAAAUUCAGCUUUCUUAUUUUAUGCUCUCUUCUCCACAUAGGCUCCUGUUAUCACCAAAGUACAGUGAAAUUGUGAGUUCUCUUCAACUAGUUUUUUUUUUGGUAUUCUAACCACAGUUCAUUCCAAAACUCUAAGGUCUGUUAACUUCAGUAUCAAAUGUUGUGUCCGUCACCACAGGCUUCAAGAAUUACAUGCAGUCUCCACUCCAUAAAUUAACUGGAGGGAUUUUAAGGAGUACUAAAACAGAAAAAAAAAAAGAGAACAAAAAUAUCAGAAUUUUCCAGGUGGUUGUUGCAAGGAAUUACUACUUAUUGUGGUGACUACAUCAAUUCUUGAUGGAGUUUUUAAGUUCCUUCCUAGCAUUCUGAUACUUUAUGUACUUUCCCAACCUCUGUGCCCUGCAGAGGCUGCAGGGAAUAUUGAUCUCUUCACACCUGGCUGUGACUGGAGCUUCAGGGCUGAUCACUGUUGAGCAGCUUCCUCAGCUUACCCCAGGAUACUGUAGAAAUAUUUUCAUUUUUUUCUGUGAGCUGCUGUGAUGUAAAAAAAGGAUACUUCAAAGUCUUCUAAUUGUGCCUCUAACACUGGACCUUUCAAAGCCCACCCGAAACUCAGGAAUGAGUGAAAGGAACCAGAAGACUAGAAGACUGAAGGCAAGCAGCCCAUCCAGUAUCACUGCCUGCAUGUGGCUAAACAGAGAGGGUGUGUCAUUGUGCUCAGCCCUUCCAGGAAGGAGGGAGAGAAGGAUGCAGUAUGGCGACUGUGGAUGUCAGAACAGAUUCUAGGGUCUGGUGGGCUGAUAACAGUAUUGUGGUUGGUGAUUCUAAAAUCCCGCUAGCCCCAGCUGACACACACACACACACACACCCCAACACCUGAAGUGGGACUGUAAAACAGAAUUUCUCAACUUCUGCAGUAUUGGCAUCUUGGGCCAGAUAAUUCUUUGUUGUGGGGGCUGUCCCGAGCAUUGUAGGAUCUGGCUAUCUGAAAGUAUCCUCUACCCACUAGAUGUGAAUAGUGCCAUUCUCCCCUCCUCCUGUCCCCAGUUGGGACAAGCCAAAUGUCUCGAGACAUUGCCAAAUGUUCCCUGGAAGGACACAGGUGCCCCCGUUGAGAAGAGCCCUGCUACAAAGUAAUGAACCUCAGUCUCUUACCCACACAUAUCUAGGCUCACUACUUAGUUGCCACAUAGCAUUAGAUCACACAGACCGAAAGAAAAAUUGGAUGGAGAAAGAGUCCCAGGCUUUGGUAGAGAGGAGUGGGUGGAUGAUUGCUUUUCUAAAUGUAUCCCUUGUACCUCUAUCCUAAGUGUUUAAAUUCUCUAAAUUCCAAAGCAAUUGGAUGAUCAAUGUUAAGAGGCAAAAAUGGUAUUUUUAACGGACUUUUAAAAAAAAAAUUUUGUACCUCAAAUAUAAGCAACUGAAAUGAUGUGUUUGUAUAAAUGAAACCAUUUGGGCUUCUCCACUUAGGUUGGCAUUUCCUAUACGUACUCUCCCUUUCACCCUCCUGCUAUUAGCAGCCAAGAGGAAGCUGAGAGUAAAAAGAAGAGAAGCUUCUGGACAGCUUUUUGGCUCUCAGGAUAAAAAUGUGCUGCCUUGAGAGCCUGCAGCCCCGCUGUCCUUCAAACAUGGUUCAGAAGUCUUUCUUUCAGCCCCCACUCUCUAAAAACUGGACUGAAAAGAGCCAAAUUUGUAUCUGAAGAGUUUCAAUACAAGAAAAUCAAUUGGGCAGAAAAUCAAUUAAAUGAGAUGGCACGGACUACAAAAUGAGAAGUCAUACUUGGUUCUGCAAAAGACCCUAAGAUUUCUACUGUAAAUAACGCCCACUUCCAACUCUUACAGCUUGUGAAAUCAGUGGGUUUUCCACUUGCUGUGGUUACAGUAUUUGUUUGGGGUCCAUCAUAUGAAGUUAGGUCUUCAGGAAUAGUUCUUUCUUUCUCAGAAAAUGUUUUAAAUAGCAUUUCGAUGUACAUUUUAAUGUGUGUUAUUUACAAACGUUUUUCUUUUAUAAUAAUGUGAAUAAAACUAGGUGUUACUAAGAUAAAUGACUUAACCAAUUGCAGAUAAAAAUGUUUUGUGUCAGCAGCAGGCUGUGACACUACAAUGGAAAACAAGCUGAACCUGACUUUAUGUAAAAACUUCCUUGCCAGAAUGUGCAAUGGUAGAUGAUAUUGUUAGUAUUUUAGUAUUGGUUUCUCUCCAUACAAGAAUAACCAUGUCGGGAUGCCUGGGCGGCUCAGUCGGUUAAGCGUCUGCCUUCGGCUCAGGUCAUGAUCCCAGAGUCCUGGGAUCGAGUCCCGCAUCUGGCUCCCUGCUCAGCGGAGAGCCUGCUUCUCCCCCUGCCUGCCGCCCCACUGCUUGUGCUCUCUCUCUCUGACAAAUGAAUAAAUAAAAUCUUUUAAAAAAAAAAAAAAAGAA
Messenger RNA from Mirounga angustirostris (Northern elephant seal), 5317 nucleotides. It is a transcript of the gene RIPK1, whose product is annotated as receptor interacting serine/threonine kinase 1. Bases 675 to 2555 code for a protein of 626 amino acids. Lineage: Eukaryota; Metazoa; Chordata; Mammalia; Carnivora; Phocidae. Gene Ontology annotation, molecular function: protein binding; ATP binding; protein kinase activity. Gene Ontology annotation, biological process: signal transduction; protein phosphorylation. The record is from RefSeq and is a predicted model, not a curated record. The transcript has 10 exons. Gene Ontology annotation, cellular component: cytoplasm.